Messenger RNA from Cynara cardunculus var. scolymus (artichoke), 756 nucleotides. RefSeq lists its product as uncharacterized. NCBI's taxonomy places the organism in Eukaryota, Viridiplantae, Streptophyta, Magnoliopsida, Asterales, Asteraceae. Bases 124 to 459 code for a protein of 111 amino acids. The record is from RefSeq and is a predicted model, not a curated record. The transcript is spliced from 2 exons.
CUCCAAUAUUUUCUCUCAUUAAUUGACCCUAAAAUUGUCCCUUCCUGUUCAUCCUAAAACCGAUUCCUCAUCACCAUUGUUCAUCCUAGUCCUAAGCCUUCUACUGCUUGAUUCGACCCAACCAUGGCUCGUGUGAUUCGAGACCCCAUCGAUGAAAAAGCUAAUGUUCAAAGAAGCAUUCAUAGAAGGGCUGUUGUGACUGCUCCCAAAAACAAAGAGGAACCUCCGGUUGUGGACCUUGUCAUCGACAGCCCACCACCACAGUCAAAGAAAUGCUUCAACUACCAAUUGAGAUCCCUACCUCUUCAUCAAUCGACCCUGUUCCAGAAGCAGUCAAAGCAGGUUCAACCAUCAAAGACUCAAAUCAAGCAAUCGAUAUCCCCAUCAUCACACCACAAUCUGUCAAAGAGUGCGGCUUUUUGGACAAGAUUUCUGGAUUCAGCUGCUCUGCAUGGAUAAGGAAAUUUUUUUGGAUAACUCUUGGGCAAAGAUUGAUGAUUUACAAGAAGAUUUUAGAGAAAAGUACUUAGUGUACUUGUUAUGAUUGUUCCUUUUAUACUUUUGUACUUUUGUAUUUUUUGUCUACUUUUUGGGAAUCUUAUCUUCUCUUAGAUUUUGUCUUUUUUUCCUCUAUUCUAGUACAAAUAGAAGCAUUUGGAGCUCAUUUUGAUCAUCCUUCAUCAGAUUUACAUGACUUUGUACUUAAAUUCUAGUUAAUUCAAGUACUUCUUUUAUAUUCUUACACUUUACAUUAAA